AUGCACGCCUCACGCAUUGCUCGGCAGCAGCAGAACGAUAGUGUACCAGGUGGAGGAAGGGAAUCCACAGAGUCAACGGAAGAAAUUCGUAGGGCUCUCCUGGAAGACAUCAAAACCGCCGUCGAAAAAGAGCAGUCGAUAAACCAGAUCCCUUCCUUCGAUGCACGCCUGAAACAGUGCAUAUUUGAUGCUAAAGAGAGGCAUCAGACCCUCCUUCACUGGAUCGUGGUGCAGGUCGAGUCCCAGCACAAACAUGCAGACGAUGCCGACCACUUCAAGCAAGCGGCUAACACAAUGGUACAAGAAGCAAUGAAGUUCAAUGCAAAGCUAAUCAGCCGGGUUGAUCAAGCGAGCAACACAGCCUUGCACCAUGCUCUAAGCUCGAACGACGAGCGAGUGGAGUCCUUGAUCUCCACGAUGUGUACUUAUCAAGAGAAUAAGGAAUACCUUCGGGAGGCAAUCUCUCACAGAAACAACAGUCUCAAGAAUUGUCUGCACUUGGCUAUUGACCACAAAAACGAAGACAUUGCCGAUGAAAUCAUCUCUAUUGCGGAUGAGGCAGCCUUCUGCCAAGGGCGAAAUUUUGAAACCACAAAAAUCGGCCAGGCGCUAUCCGAUACGGGAAAUACACCUCUACACGAUGCUGUCAAGUAUGAUCGCGGCAUCAUUGAAAAGCCCAUGUGCACCAAGUAUACUGAUGGUGAACCAUGCGAGAGCUGCCAAAAUGCUAUGGUGGACUUCAAGUACAAGGUGUCCAACGCCCCUUCACUUAUCACAAAAUUGAUCGAACGAUGCAACAAAGCAUUGAAGAUCAAGAACGGCAAUGAUGAGUCACCUUAUCUCUACUAUAUGAGAACCAAGGCAGAUUAUGAAUUGGCGAAGAAAGACAAGAGUCCAGUGAAGGAGUCACAAGGAUUUACAACCUGCCAAGUGACGUUAAGCAACGAGGUGGCAAGCAGAAUGCAGAGUAUUCUGAUCGAGUCCGCCUUUGCUAUCGGCAGCUUCGCAGACGCAUGCGCCUGCUUCUUCGGAGACAAAGCUGACGAAGAUGGAAAAAGCUCGCCUUUGAGGCCUGGCUACCCAAUUAUGAAGAAUGCGUAUAGCAAGUACAAAUUGCUUAUCCCUGAGAACACAGCCGUUCUAUCCCAUGUAGAUCUCCAGAUUGGGAGAUCUGGUUCUCGGACAAAUACUGCUCCCUCACAAGCACAAGUCGGGGGGAAUAGCCGCACCAACACUCCGCAAGAGGCCGAACCAUCCAACGAAGACAACGAGGAUCAGAGCACACAAUGGAAGAACGAUAUGCAGUCUCUGAGGAAAAUUUUCGCCAUGCUGAGAGAUCGAGGGGUAAAACGGAUCCUCAAAGUCACCAUUAGAGACAACGAGAAACGGCCUUCUAGCGACCAAGUGAUCCAAGAGUGUCUUGCUGGUUUCGAUGUCAGGUACUUGAACUGGACAAAGCCAGACUUGAGCGCCAGUGUUAUUUGCGCCUCUUGCCCGAAAAUUGCCGAGUUGACACUUUAUUCCUCCGGACGCAGAGCCGUUCUGGACAGCUGGGCGGCAAGCACAGGUCUUAGCAGAUUAAGACAAUUAACGCACAUAAAUCUCUACGCCUCGCCAGGAUUGGAGAAUUACGACGUCUAUCUCACCAUGAUGCGCAGUUUUCAGACAGAGUUGUUUGAGAACAUCGAAAUUGCACGGCGGAAGUUAGUCCUUGUGUCGACGCUAGAGAUGUGCAAGCUUGAAAUCCAGGAUCUCAAAGGUUGUAUGCUAGAAAGUUCUGAGGACCCCGCAUAUCUGGAGGAUUGCAGAGAGGAACUGGAGAAAGCGCGACAAAAGGAGCAAAGCUGCCAAGAGGGGCUACGUCUGCUGGAAGUAGAAAAGGGAACGCUCGAGAACCAACGCUUGGACAAGCUGUUGGAAACAUGGAACUCCGGCGGCAACAAGAGCGCGACUGCCGAUGCCAUUUUGCAAGACAACGAAAGAGAGAAGAGGAGCCCCCAAGAUCGCAAUGAAGUCCGCAUUCCAUCGAAUACUCAGGGCUUGGAUGCAGGAACUGGCAAGGUUGGGGUGGCCAACGGCAAGUCCACUGAAGUUCCAGGUCUCAUGGGAACUCCCGGUAAAAUGCAUCGCGAGUGGCAUUAUAACAAUCCAUACGAUGGGCCUCCUACCAAGGAGUCCAAGCUCUUCUCGCCUAUACCUGAGGUGGAAAACUGCGCCAAUGGUAGCUUUGUGAGCCUCACUUUCACAAUGGAUAUCUUUUUAACAGCAUCACCUUCGAGCGACGAAGCAAAUAUUCUGACAGUUCCCCGCGCCAACGGUACAUUAAUUCAGAUUUCUCCUGCUUUGGAACAAAACCGAUGGCUCACAGCAGUUGAAAACUUCGUCAAAAAACGGGUACAACCUACCCCAAAUGAGUCGCAGGCAAAAGUUAAAGUGGCACUGAUUGAUGACGGCAUCGAUUAUCGCCAGAUUGAUCAUUCACUGCACCAGCCUGGCUGGCCAUACAUGAAAGCAGACAGUGAAGACAAACCGUGGUAUCAUUCGGAGAAUGGCCAUGGCACACUCAUGGCGAAGAUGAUUUUUAAGAUGUGUCCCCGUGCACAGCUAUUUGUUGCAAAGCUCGGGGGCUAUGAUAACCUCAGAAAGCCUGACAACGCUGACAAGGCUGCAGAUGCUAUUGCUUGGGCAAUCAAGCAUGAAGUCGACGUCAUCUCAAUGAGCUGGAGUUUGGUUGCAUCGGAUUCCAACAAGGACGGAAUAGCAAAACUCAAGACCCGAAUCGAAGAAGCCGCCAAGGCGAACAUUCUCCUGUACUGCGCUGCCGCCGACAAGGGACCGUUUGCUGAGAAGGGCACCGUGUUCCCCCACAGCAGGAGUAAGCCUGAUAUCCGGAUUAUCGGCUCAGCAAAAGAGACGGGCGGGGAAUCUCAGUUUAUAGAUCCCACCCAAGUGCACUAUAUGUUCCCAGGAGAGAACAUCCCUGAGCUCGGAGACACCAAGGGCAGCUCAGUUGCCACCGCCCUUGCUGCAGGCUUCGCAGCUUUGAUUCUAUGGUGCUUCAAGUACAAGAACGAGAGCGCCGACACUGUUGAGCAAAUCGCUAAUCCGAAUGGCAUGGAUAAUAUCUUCCAAAAGCUUGUACAACCUCCAAGCAAAUGGGUCAAUGUAACAAGAUUGCUCGGAGUUGACAAUCCUCUCAGUGUUGAGGAAGUUAUUAAACGAUGCAAAGGAUCUGUUGAAUGGUAG
Trichoderma citrinoviride is the source of this 3246-nucleotide messenger RNA. RefSeq lists its product as hypothetical. The transcript has 7 exons. Gene Ontology annotation, biological process: proteolysis. Lineage: Eukaryota; Fungi; Ascomycota; Sordariomycetes; Hypocreales; Hypocreaceae. Bases 1 to 3246 code for a protein of 1081 amino acids. Gene Ontology annotation, molecular function: serine-type endopeptidase activity. The record is from RefSeq and is a predicted model, not a curated record.